Molecule: messenger RNA, 1976 nt
Organism: Gadus morhua (Atlantic cod)
Lineage: Eukaryota; Metazoa; Chordata; Actinopteri; Gadiformes; Gadidae
Exons: 6
Coding region: 122-1174 (350 amino acids)
Biological process (GO): response to bacterium
Source: RefSeq, a predicted model, not a curated record
CUUCAUUCAGUGUCUCGAUGUUGCAGCCAAUCACAGUUGGUCUAUGGUAUGUAAAUGGUGUACUUUGAGUCCAAGUCUUUCAUUAGAGCGUGAACAGCGCUAGUUCAGCUUCAGCGCCAAAAUGUUUUUUGCAAUGAUAUUUCUGAGCACAGCACGGUUGAUUCAAGCCCAAGAGAGUCCUACUUUGGUCUUUGUGGAAUCAGCAGGACUUGGAGAUACUGUUACACUUCAUUGUGAAAGUGGCAAUACGGUUAGCAGUUAUUUAUACUGGUACAAGCAAUCUCCUGGAUUUUUUCCCGAAAUGGUUGCUUUGAAAAUGUUUGAAUCAAUAACCUCGGAGCCCCACAUUAAUUUAACAUUGACAGAGGGAGAAGAAGGUGUUUGUGUCUUUCAUCUGACCAUUCAAAACGUAACUAAAGGUGAUGAAGCAAACUAUUUCUGUCAAAUAUAUUCACGUGACAAGUGGAAUAAUGUCACCUUUCUGUCUGUCAAAGAUCCCAAUGACCACAGGUUUGUCUCCCGGACUGUGGUCCAACAGCCUGUGUCAGCAUCAGCUCAGCUGGGAGACCCUGUGGCUCUCCAGUGCUCUAUUACCUCCGAGAGGAUGGACCACAGUAACCAGUGCCAAGGGGAACCCAGUGUGUACUGGUUCAAAUCUGGAUCAGGACCAUCUCACCCUGCUGCCAUUUACAUGAAUGGAAACAGGAGUGGUGAAUGUCAGAAUAGUUCUGGGCCUCCGUCUGCUCCACAGAGCUGUGUCUACACUCUCCCCAAGAACAAUAUAAACUCCUCUGAUGCUGGGACUUACUACUGUGCCCUGGCAGCAUGCGGGGAAGUUGUGUUUGGAAGUGGAACUAAGCUGGACAUAACAGGAACCAACUGGCGUCUAGUUACCAUGGUGCUUGGAAUACUGUUGGCUUGCUGUCUGGUUGUGAUUAUAAUCCUGUUACUAACCAGAAACACAAAGUAUGUUUGUGAUCAUCACGAAGUAACACUGAGUGCUUCCAACCAAGUUCCACAUGACUCAGGGGAUCAGGAACAACAGGAGCGGGAAACAGAUUCCUUAAACUACGCAGCGUUGGAGUUCUCUGGCAGGAAAACCAGAGGACGUAAGAAGAACAGUGAAAGGAAUCAGGAGAGUCUGUAUUCUGGUGUGAGAGAAACCUGCCAGUGAAGUCCAUCAACCUGGGAGUUUGUGUCACCUGAUGAGUCAAAAGAGGUGAUAAUGGUGGAAUUAAUCAAGACUUGUUUGUUGUCAUGAGUACCUACAUGUCGAUUGUUCCUAAUGUUUAGUGAUGUUGUUUUGUUUAGAUGAUAAGCAUUUAAUUGCUCAUAAUUUGUGAUGUAUUUUGUGAAACCUAUCUUGGUUGAUGCCCAGCAGGACUUGGCCAUGAAGGAAAAAUCAAGCAGUUAAAAUAAUCUUGAAUCCUAAAAUGAUACCUUACAAAAGAAAAAAGAAGAGACGAUGAAGUGAGUGAAAGAGGAAGGAUGAAAGAGGAGAAUAGAAAGACUGGAAAUGAAUCAAAUGAGAAACAAACAAAUAUAUAGAAAACGAGGUAAAACACAAAGAGAAAAGCAUGAACGCUACUUAAAGACCUCUGGUGCAGUUCAUAUCUGCUUUUUAAACCACAAUACUGACACAGCUUGCACAAAUGGAGAUGAGCAGGUGUAGAUACUUUCAGUCAUUGCAAAUUCCUAAUCCACCUGCAUUAUGUGCAUCUUUCUGUAAAUUCCUACAUUUUAUGAGAUCAAAUAACUGAUCGACUUGUGUUUACAUUUAGUUUAUUUUAAGUUUAUACUGACUUAGGACUCUUAAGUGUGUAAUUGUUUCUAGAAUGUGUUAACUGAUAUUAUUUGGAAUGGACAAGGAACGUGUGACCUUGACGUCAUUAGUUCCAAUGCUCCAAACAACUCGGCAAGAUGUACUGCUUUGUGGAAAAUUUGCAAUGAAAAAUAAAUUCAACUACUAAUAAUAA